GACAUCCACCACAGGCACUAGCAAAAUCGUAUGUUCUCCAUAUGGCAGUCCUGGGUCGUGGUUGCUUAACUAUACAAUAUGUCACAUAUUUAAAGGUUAAAGGGGUUAUGGUAGACGACGUCUAAUUCCAUCUGGGUGUCGUCAUCAUUUCUUCUGUCCACGUCAAUGUCGAUCACAUCGUAUUUCACUUCCGAUCGGGAAAGCUUGUGUACCGCGUACAUGUUGAAACAAACACGUACAUAAACACUUGGAAGACCUUGUGGGUGAGCGAACGAGAGGAUCGUAUGCAGCCAUGCAUCGAUAUCAGACAGUAAUAGUGUAUAUUUUCUUGCGCAAGUGGAGCCACGCUUCACAUAUGUUCAUGAUUUUCUUUUUGUUUUUCAGUGGCUCGUAACUGAAAAAAAUGAAAAGUCGUAGUCGAUUAGAAAUUUAGGGAUCAAGAAGAUUUUUUUUGAAGUCGAACUUGGUUUCGAUUCCGGAUUGGUAUUGGUUGUGAAUGGGAGCGAAAGUACAACAUUAGCCUGGUAUUGAAAUAAGAAGCGAAGGAAUAAAGACAGCGAACCUCAACAACAGACUCAGCCAACCAACCAAAUAUUACGACUUUCCUUUUUCAAUUUAAGUAGCUGACACCCGUAGUGAGUUGUCCCCAUGAGACGGUUCUUUUUGAGAGGUCCUGGUGCUCCUGCCGGUGGACCCCAGGAAAACAACCAGAUCGUGCAGCCGCCCAUCCUCGCCCCUAGUGCGGGUGCGCGAUACAAUGAACGAAGUGCGGCCUUCGAUGCAGAAAUGGAGCAACUUCUCAGAAGAUACUACAUGAUUUCUCCGGCAAGACCGCAGCAGGCUGUGCAACUGGUAUAUCGAUCUAGGAGAUUUAGGUUCAUCAUUUUUGCUUUAAAAUGAGGUUUUUGGAAGUAGCUUCUCAACAUGCAGAUGCAAUCCUGCAGCUACAGAGAUCUACCAAUACCAGUCAGAAACUGCCCAAGUACAUGAAUCGGUCCAGGUGAUGAGCGAAAUUGCAUCGCGUCCGGAUCCCCUCGACCGGGAAGUAAUGCAGUGGCUCUGGGUGAUAAGGACGGAGAACAUUGGCCGGGCCAACGCGGAAACGUGCAAUAAGCUGACGCAAAACCAGAACGAGCUGAUUACCAGGUUGCACGGGGUCAGUAUCGACAGAAAAAAACUCCGCAUCAUCGUCCCAAGGAAACCAAUACAAGUUUCAUGGUCGCUCGAUGGCAGGACGCAGAUGCAAAGUGUGCAAGCACAUGUUUCAUAGGAGCAGAGAGGUCUUCUCAUAGAUGGGACAAACAAAGAAGUUUAAGUAAGUUGUCAGUGCAUCUGAGUCUCUUGCUCUGUUCUUUGCUUUAAAUCUUUGUCAAACAUUUGGUGGCGAUGACGCUUAGUUACCUGGUGGAUAAAACAACAAGAUGUGGAUCGGAGCGACAAGAACGAGCUGUUGCAGGCCACCAUCGCUCAGCUGCGCGACUACAUAAAGUUCGAGUCCACUUCACUGGGUUUGCGGGACAUGAUCCACGAUUCCCACACGAUCGAGAACGUGAUGGAGUUCAUCGCCGAGAUCACGAAGGGAGACAGUUUGGACGCUUUCAAACAAAUCAAAAGCGGUGCGCUGAUUGGAGUGGUACAGACUACGCUUCUUUUCUUCAUUACCAAGGUUAGAAGGAAAUAUGAAAUAACAAGAACUGAAGAUAUGAUAAGAAUAUGAAUAUGAACCGGAAGCGUAAGCUUUUUAUUCGUUGUUCUUUCCCCGUUCUUGACACAAAACAUAUUGACUUGCAGGCCCGGUCGCGGUCUGCGCAGAUAUUGCGCUACUUCGAUCGGUAUUGCCAGUUUCAGUACAAGGCCGACAACGACCGCACCGAACACAUAAACCCAGACAGUCCGUUUCUGCGGUCCGCAGCAUACGUGCUUGAGGCACUGGAAAUCUGCCUCAGCGGAGAAAUCCAGUUGUCGAACCGCCAGUCUAUCGAGAACUACCUUUCCACGCACCACACCACAUUCCUGGAGGCGCACCCACGGGAUUACUUCAACUUGAACCUGCCGGUGGUGCAGAACGGCCAGAGGUUGCGGAAUCCGUGGGCCGUGGUGACGCAGCAGCAGCAGCAGCAGCAGUUCUCCAUGGGGAUUCAGCCGCAGCAGUCGACAUCGCACCAAACGGGGUUCAUGGCAGAGAGUCGCCUAAAUCUCCCCGCGGCGCGCGACACGAAGGUAGCCUCCGGCGGUUACUUUCAGAAUCCCCACCUUAACUAAGGGUUGUUCGUGUCAGGAAUUAACUAGCAUCGAAUGAUGGAUGCAGCUUGUGAUCUGUCGGUGUCGCUUAGGGGCUUGUUGGUUGUUUUACAAGAACAGAAAAUGAAUUGUGUUUCAUCUUCUUACUACUCGGUGAUGUGAACGUGAACCUUGUCGCAUCUCAGUCGUAAAGGUGGGAGUAGUUAGAGUUACUUUGCAAUCAUGAGCCAGCUCCCGAUUUUGUAAGAUGAAAUUAACUCACUACGGAGUUAUAUUGUUACAGGGUUAUGAGAUUAUUGGGAAUGUUAACAGCAAAAUGAGUUUUCAAGGGUUUUUACACACCAUCAGAAAAGAAGUCUCCUCAUCGUCAUCGCAAGCUUACUAUUGUACCAAAUCUGAGCCCCAAUCUCAAAGUAGCAAGAAGCAAUGUUCAUCAAGAGAGCCAUGCGUCUCAUCUUGAAUCGCCAUGCGUCUCAUGUGUCAGUCUAGAGUAUCUGCGGAUCUCUUCCUUCUAUUUUUGCAUGACACCUCUGUGAACAGUGGCACGCUACAAUCAGAUAUUUGUAUUUUUUGUUGCGUUCUGCGUCUGCCUCAACAUAAAAAAUGAAUUAUAUCAUGUAGACAAAAGUAUUUUUGUGCUUCACGGCCCACCAGCAGUCGGCAAACGCGGAGCGGACGCUAGUUCGUUGUAGCACUCUCGCUGCAGAUUAUCUCAUUCAGGUUUUUUCGGCAGUCCAAGCUACAAAAUUAGAAUUGAACAAUAGACAUGAAGUCUUGCAGGAGUGUUUCACAUUUCCAAGUCGGUAGAGACCUGUACAUUAACUCUCAAAUUUGUUUUUGUGAUCGGGCAGAAAUUUACAGUGUACAAGACUAGUCAGUGCUAGUAAAACUUCUCAGUGCUGGAGUCUUGUGUUGAUCAGGGACGGAGCUGCCAUUACAACUGUAUAUUAUCUUCUGCACGAAUAUAAUAGUUUUAGUUAUAGGGACAUCCUCUCCGUUUGAAUGUGAAUGUGUCUGUAUCAUUCCAAAUGGAGGUUAUGCUUUUGUUGUGUUCCUUUGGGAGCGUGUUCACACACAUUAGUAGCUUAGUCGUUUUUAUGGAAU
Molecule: messenger RNA, 3345 nt
Organism: Amoebophrya sp. A120
Lineage: Eukaryota; Dinophyceae; Syndiniales; Amoebophryaceae
Source: the annotation of a GenBank genome assembly